UUUUAAUUCUAUGAAUCGCGUGGAAUAACACAAAACAUAGUAAUCUUUUUAGAAUUAGUAUGGCUGCUGCGCAAACUGAGACGGAGUCACUAAAUAUUGACAGUAUCAUAGCAAGAUUGCUAGAAGUUAGAGGAUCAAAGCCAGGAACAAACGUACAAUUAACUGAAGCUGAAAUAAGAGGUUUAUGUUUGAAAUCUCGGGAGAUAUUUCUUAGCCAACCAAUAUUACUAGAAUUAGAAGCCCCAUUGAAAAUAUGCGGUGAUGUGCAUGGCCAAUAUUAUGACUUAUUACGGUUAUUUGAAUAUGGUGGGUUUCCACCAGAGAGCAACUAUUUAUUCUUAGGUGAUUAUGUUGAUAGAGGUAAACAAUCUCUUGAAACAAUAUGCCUUAUAUUAGCAUACAAAAUUAAAUACCCUGAAAACUUUUUCUUAUUACGUGGUAAUCAUGAGUGUGCCAGUAUCAAUCGAAUUUAUGGAUUUUAUGAUGAAUGUAAAAGAAGAUAUAGUAUAAAAUUAUGGAAAACAUUUACAGAUUGUUUUAAUUGCCUGCCAGUAUCUGCAAUAAUUGAUGAGAAAAUAUUUUGUUGCCAUGGAGGUCUAAGCCCAGAUCUCCAAAGCAUGGAGCAGAUCCGUCGAAUCAUGCGUCCCACUGACGUCCCAGACCAGGGCCUGCUAUGCGAUCUAUUAUGGUCUGACCCAGAUAAAGACACCAUGGGUUGGGGCGAAAAUGACCGAGGCGUGUCCUACACAUUCGGAGCCGAGGUGGUAGCUAAAUUCCUACAUAAACACGACCUAGAUUUAAUUUGCCGAGCUCACCAGGUUGUUGAAGAUGGUUAUGAAUUUUUCGCUAAACGACAGCUAGUAACCUUAUUUUCGGCCCCUAAUUAUUGCGGAGAAUUUGAUAACGCCGGUGCCAUGAUGUCUGUCGAUGAGUCACUCCUUUGUUCUUUUCAGAUACUGAAACCUGCUGAUAAAAAGAAAUUCAAUUAUACUAGUCUUACGGCAAGUCGCCCUCAAACCCCUCCUAAGGCCCAGAAAAAGUGAUACAGAUGACACCAUAUUCGAUAUCACAUCAAUCAAUUAUAUCUUAUAUAAUUUUUUUUAUAAAUUCUUUU
This is a messenger RNA of Gordionus sp. m RMFG-2023, 1114 nucleotides long. Its product is annotated as serine/threonine-protein phosphatase alpha-2 isoform. The record is from RefSeq and is a predicted model, not a curated record. Gene Ontology annotation, cellular component: cytoplasm; nucleus. Lineage: Eukaryota; Metazoa; Nematomorpha; Gordioida; Chordodea; Parachordodidae. Gene Ontology annotation, molecular function: protein serine/threonine phosphatase activity. Bases 60 to 1043 code for a protein of 327 amino acids. The transcript has 7 exons.